Fusarium mangiferae is the source of this 684-nucleotide messenger RNA. RefSeq lists its product as uncharacterized. The transcript is spliced from 2 exons. Gene Ontology annotation, molecular function: structural constituent of ribosome. The record is from RefSeq and is a predicted model, not a curated record. Gene Ontology annotation, biological process: translation. Gene Ontology annotation, cellular component: ribosome; mitochondrial large ribosomal subunit. Lineage: Eukaryota; Fungi; Ascomycota; Sordariomycetes; Hypocreales; Nectriaceae. Bases 1 to 684 code for a protein of 227 amino acids.
AUGGCUGGCGGUACAGUCAAGUACCGACAUCUGAGUCGCAAUUCAGCAGCCCGUGUGGCCCUGCUGCGCGGUCUGGUUACUCAACUCGUCCAGUUCGAACAUAUCCACACAACUUACGCCAAGGCAAAGGAAGCCCAGCGCAUGGCAGAGAAGCUCAUCACACUGGCGAAGAGGGACAACGAGCCUGCUCGGAGAUCAGCACAGGGCAUUCUAUAUACCCCCACCACAACCCUACCUAAACUGCUAGGCGAGCUGCGAAGCCGAUAUUUGACCCGAGAGGGAGGCUAUACUCGCGUCGUGCGCACCGAGUCCAAGAACACAUACGACCAGGGCGAGAGUGCCAUACUUGAAUUCGUCGACGGCCCAAAGGACUCCCGCUUCAUGAUGACUGCCAAGACAGUUGCCCGCGACCGAAUGCUAGGGCAAGAGCAUACUCCCGUCACCAGAACCAACAUCAAGAAAGUCACACAGUUCCGCGGCGAGGUGCCGUUUGAGGAGAUGGUGCGGAGGUUUAUGAUUUUGAAGACUGGUGAGAAGACUGGACCAUCACGGGAUGAGAGUAGUUUGGCGGAAGUCGAGGCCGAGAAGGCGGCAGACAAGAAUGCUGAGCGGGCAAAGGAAAUGGCCGCUGGCAUCGUGCCGGAGUCAGUGAGAAAGGCGGCGCAACAGAAGAACUCGCCAUAG